Molecule: messenger RNA, 748 nt
Organism: Lentinula edodes (shiitake mushroom)
Lineage: Eukaryota; Fungi; Basidiomycota; Agaricomycetes; Agaricales; Omphalotaceae
Exons: 2
Coding region: 156-566 (136 amino acids)
Source: RefSeq, a predicted model, not a curated record
AAACGGUGAGUUGCCUCCAGACACUGCUGGCCAGUCCCUCCUACUUUAUUUCGCUUCAUUUUCUGCUCUCACAAAAACUACUCUAUCACUGUCUGCCUUCAUACUGAGUGCAAUUCCCUCAUCCAUACAUCGUCCUCGCUCUCUCCGUAUCAUCGAUGCUUUUUCGACCUGUGUACCUCAUUCUGGGGCUUCUCGCUGCUGUACAGGCUGCUCCUCUCGAUACCAAUACAAGCUCUGAAGCAUCUAAAUCUCACCUGGACGCACGUAAAGCUCCUAAAACAUCGAACAGUGCUUCCCAACUUGCCCAACAAGCGGCGUCGAGGAUGCCAUUCCUUAUUUUGGUCAGAUUCUCUCCGCACCCCGUUGGCCAGGGUUUCGAUGUUCCUGCUGCAGUUAUCGAUCGCCUAGUCGUUCACUUCCAGAGUACCCUGCCAGUCAGCAGGGAGGAGAUCGGAUUCCCUGCCGGCUCGGUAUGGAUCCAUCCUACAGUUCAAGCACCGUCCAAUUUCGAGUGGUACGAAGUCGCCAAUCCUGAUAAUGGUUGGCGUCCGGCCCACCUGGACUAGACUGUCGUUGUACUUCCUUCCUAUGCGGCAAAUUAAAGGAAACGAACCAACAGGGCUGUGCUUUCCUUACAACGAAAGAUAGUAGUAAUAUGUAGAAUUUGAAGCGAAACCUGUCUCACUCCGUUGUAUGUAUAUGGUGUGAGGAUGGUGUGUUAAUAAAGAACAAAGCUUUAAAGAAGUGG